Daldinia decipiens is the source of this 1897-nucleotide messenger RNA. RefSeq lists its product as uncharacterized. The transcript has 2 exons. Lineage: Eukaryota; Fungi; Ascomycota; Sordariomycetes; Xylariales; Hypoxylaceae. The coding region runs from base 151 to 1773 and encodes 540 amino acids. The record is from RefSeq and is a predicted model, not a curated record.
GCUGGUCUUUUCAGGUAUUUAUUACCCCUCAAUUUCUUGGAAAGGUGCAAUUAGUGAAAUCUUGCAAAUUCCAACUGAAUUAUCAACACCACUAGAAAUUAAACAUAAUCUAUAUUUAACCAGCGGUCUUUUGCUUCCACCUUCAGACUAAUGGAGAGAAACGUUUGGGGUAACCACGAACAUGAAUGUCCUGUUUGUGGGCUUCCCCUCCGAAGCGCUGGUGAUGACAGUUGGAUCAUAGAAGACCGAAUCGCCCCUAUUCCACCAGAAUUUAAUAACGACGACGCCUUGAUAAUGUUGGCAAUGUAUGAGCAAUGGUUAGGCGACGUUACAUUGCUCUGCGACCCGGAUGAUGAAAUGGGGCAGCUUAUACCAUCUUUCACUUAUGAGAAUCUCAGUGACCAGGGCGUCUCGCAUCCUCAAACUCACCCGUCAUCCUUACGUCUGCUUCAACCUUUCGCUAAGCAAUCGGAAAUUAGCGAGUAUUUGGCGGAACAUUUAGGCGGUCCAUUAUUUUCCUUCUUCGUGCCAGGUGGAACUUGGAGUAAAGUGAACAUUCACAAUUGGGACUUUGAAACAUUUGAUGGGCGCUCGUACAUACCUAUACAUUCUGUCUGUCUUAAUAUGGCUAAAAGAGUUAUAGAAAACUCUUCAAAUAGGUAUGUUGGUAGCAUGCGUAGCUUGUUCCUUGCCCUGCGUUGGAGACACGCUGUCUCGCAUACAUUCGGCGCAGCUUCGCUCGCGGCGAAUUAUACUCUGGGGCCAACGUCUUGGUACCGGCCGAAUGACGAUUUCUGGGAAAUAGGUGAUGAUUACUAUUAUUGUGAAGAAAAACACACUAAAGCUCAGUGGCCUGGACCGACGCAAGAUGAAAAAUUCAAUAUUUUAUAUACAUUCUUAAGCGAUCCAAUCAAGAUUGAUAAUAUCACUGAUACGCUUCUAUCAAAUCUGGAACCGGUCCGACGUGGCGUAGUCGAAGACGAGGCUCAUAACCUCCGAGCCCGGCUUAUGGCUCUGCCUGAAGACAUCUUUCAGAUCAUCCUGUCACACUUGCGGUCCUUUAGAGACUUACCACUUAAAGUAAACAAUAUACUGCCACAGUAUAUUUGGAAGAAUGAGUUCAUGUUGGCCGGCAAGGGGCUUCUGCCUUGGCUAUGGGAUAUAGACACCCAAAAAAUAGAUCACAAAACAAACGAGCCUUGCCCAGGAGGCCAGGAUUUCGAAUGGAAUUGGGAACUCCUUGCCCGGAAGUUAACUUGUAGCGUGGAUGGGGGUAUUCGCCUCGAUGUCCCAAACAAUAUUGACGUUUUCGCCUCCAGCUCUAGACGCGAAGGGUUCAAAUACCAUGAAGACAUAUGGGCCUGUACUGGCUACCACAAUAUCCUCGGACAUGUACCUAGAGGUCUACAUAAUCGUCGGCGCAUCUGGCAACUCUUGGAGGAGAUAUUUGUUGGCGAUCAACUUCCAAUAGCGGGAAUGAAAUGGCGACAACGGGGUUACGUACCAGCCAGAGAAAAAUGCGUCGAGUUGCCAUGGACAAAAGAGGGAAACCUUAGAGAUUCUGCAAUAUGGCUUCCAUCGAUAAACUGGGAUAGCUCCUAUGCUCGUAGGAUCGGCGGUGAGGUAUAUAGGAUACCAGAGCAAAGUCCAUUGCAGUACUGGCAAACAAAGGAGUAUAGGGCGCGAAACGGCGAGGAAUGGGAACAACCGGUUGAACCAGCGUCUGCUAUUGAAAUCUUGGACGUGAUUCGCAAGCUCGGAUAUCCUGUGUAGGUAAAACAAGAUGAACUGCUCAAUAUGAUAUGCUGGGUAUAUUAAAACUGUACCUGGCAUAUAAGCUCUUCCCCAAUCGUUAAUAGAUAGCACUUGGCGGAAGUAAGGGUUAGUAAAACACGGG